ACGAUAGUGGUGUUUCAGUGUGAAUAUGUAUUGUUAACGAAUACAUUGUUUUCUAUGGGUAGCUAGCUAACGUUUGUUGUCUAAGUUAGCGAGCUAAUAACCUAGCAAAAAUGGCAAGCUAGCCCGCUAGCUAAAUAUGUUAAUCGAAGAGCUGCUGAAGAAUUGUCACUGUCUGGUGAUUGCUCGUUUUAAGCUUUUUUAGACCUUUUGUCAUUAUUCUUCUAACGCUCUAGCCACCUCACUGAUAAAUAUGUCCGUUUCUUACAACACCACUAGUCUAACAAUGGAGUGAUUUGUACGUCAACAAAAUAUAUGGAAAUCGGCAGCUAAUUUGAUAGCCCAUGGUUUUAGUGCAGGUCGCAGUCUACAGUAGACUGCUGUGUUGGUUUACAGACUGCCAGUGAUGCUAACGUUAGCCAACUGCUUAGCCAGACCAUUGGAACCUCAUUUGGUCAAACAAGCAGAGCAUUUGUUUACGUAGUCUGGCUGCUGGUUGGGGGCAUUUGCACACGGCUGUGAAUGGUAGUGUCUAGAAAGGGUAUGUCCCUUCAGGAGAGAGGUGCCAAUGUCCAACCGGCCUAAUUCCAAUCCAGGGGGGUCACUGCGACGUUCUCAAAGGAACACUGCUGCGGCCCAGCCACAAGACCACACUGCCACAGGAAGGCUGCAGGCAGGGCAGGUAAAACAUAACGCACAUUCCCCUCCUGAAAGUAGAAGACCUAACCUCUCUAAGGCUCCCAAAGCCCCACCCAGCUCAACCUCUGGCUCCUCCAGAGGCCACAGCUCCAGAAGGAACCCUCUCUCGGUGAGUUCUCUGCUAGUCGAGCCGGACCCAGAGGCGGCGGGCCCCUCAGAGCCGCCCAGACACGAGGGCAGCCGGGGCCAGAAGCGCAGCUCCAGCUCCGCUCCCGAGCCCAGCAGCAGCUUCGGCGCCUCCUCCUUCUCCUCCUCCUCAUCCUCAGCCGCCAAGAAGCCCAAAGUCCAGGCCCAGGCCACUGAGGGAUCUUCCUCCUCCUCCUUCUCCUCCUCCUCUUCCUCACAGGCCAGGAAGCCCCCGCUGUACGCCGGGGCCAAGUCCAAAAAGCGUCGCGCCCCCGCCGAGUCUCAGACGAACACUAAAGGCGGCGCCAGCCAGCGCACUUACGGCAGCACCGGCAGCAGCAGCGCCGGGGCAGGCAGCAGGAAGAGCGCAGCCUCCUCUUCCUCUUCCCUCGGGGCCUUGCCGUCUACUUCGGCCGCCCCGCCCAGCCACAAGCGCAAAAAGGCAGACUCUCUCUCGGCCGCAGCUGGCCUGAGCGCCUCCUGCUCUUCCUCCUCCUCCUCCAGCUCCUCCUCUUCCUCGUCCUCUUCCUCGUCCUCCUCCUCCUCCUCCUCUUCCUCCAGCGCCGGGCCCACCUCCUCCUCCAUCCGCACAGCAUCAGCCCCAGCCGCGCUGUCCUCCGCCGCCACCACCACCUCCGGCGCCGGCAAACCCGGCAAGCUGGCGUCCAAGUCGGCCGCCUCGGCCAGAGCUGGGUGUAGCACCUCCUCCUCCUCCAACGCCACCAACGCCGCCGCCAACAACAACACCGCUGCCACAGACUCCUCCCUGUCCUCCGCCUCCUCAUCUUCUUCCUCCUCGUCCUCAUCCUCUUCCUCCUCCUCGGCGGCAGUAGCGGGGGCAGCGGGCAGCUGCGGACCCCCCCACCAGCCGGGCGCCCGGCACAAGCAGGGCAGAGAGCCCGCGGGCGGCAGCGGAAGCAGCGCCGCCGCUAGCAGCAGCAAGGCCCGGCGUUCACGCUCGGCCUCUAGCCCUUCUCCGCGCCGCAGCGGCCGCGACAAGGAACAGGCCAAGGCGGCGGCUGCCGCAGCAGCGGCGGCAGCAGCAGCAGCGGCAGGUAGCUCCAAGUUCGAGUGGGCAUCUCGCUUCAGUCCCAAAGUCAAUCUGCCAAAGCCCAAGCUGUCCCUGCCGGGAUCCUCUUCCUCAUCCUCUUCCUCCUCCAAGGCCGAGACCGCCUCCAAACCUGGGCCCUCGGGACUACAGGCCAAACUAGCAAGUUUGAGGAAGUCCAAUAAGAAGCGCAGCGAGUCUCCCCCAGCAGAGCUCCCCAGCUUUCGGAGGAGCACACGCCAAAAGACCACGGGCUCCUGCGCCAGCACCAGUCGGCGGGGCUCAGGCCUGGGCAAGCGCGGGGCAGCUGAAGCUCGCCGACAAGAGAAAAUGGCCGACUCUGACAACAACCAGGACGGAGCCAACUCCUCCACCGCGCGUGCGGACGAAGCGCCUCAAGGAGCUUCAGCCUCAAGCUCUGUGGCCGGAGCUGUAGGCAUGACUACGUCCGGGGAGAGCGAGUCGGAUGACUCUGAAAUGGGCAGGCUGCAAGCCCUGCUGGAGGCCAGAGGUCUCCCCCCUCACCUGUUUGGACCCCUGGGACCACGCAUGUCUCAGCUCUUCCACAGGACCAUUGGCAGCGGCGCCAGCUCCAAGGCUCAGCAGCUGUUGCAGGGUCUGCAGGCCACAGGUGAUGAGUCCCAACAGCUCCAGGCCGCCAUCGAGAUGUGCCAGCUGCUGGUCAUGGGCAACGAGGAGACGCUGGGAGGCUUCCCCGUCAAGACGGUGGUGCCCGCCCUGAUUCAGCUCUUACAAAUGGAGCACAACUUUGAUAUUAUGAACCACGCGUCCCGUGCCCUCACCUACAUGAUGGAGGCUCUGCCACGCUCCUCAGCUGUGGUGGUGGACGCCAUCCCGGUCUUCUUGGAGAAGCUCCAGGUGAUCCAGUUCAUUGAUGUUGCCGAGCAGGCUCUGACGGCUCUGGAGAUGUUGUCAAGGAGACACAGCAAAGCCAUCCUGAUGAAUAAUGGUUUGGCAGUGUGUCUGCUGUACCUGGAGUUCUUCAGCAUAAAUGCCCAAAGGAACGCCCUGGCUAUCGCAGCCAACUGCUGCCAGAGCAUCACCCCAGAGGACUUCAACUACGUGGCCGACUCUCUGCCCUUGCUCACGCAGAGACUCACACACCAGGAUAAGAAAUCCGUUGAAAGCACUUGUCUUUGUUUCGCCCGACUGGUGGAUAACUAUCAGCAUGAAGAGAAGCUGCUGCAGCAGGUGGCGUCUCGUGAGCUGCUGACCAACGUGCAGCAGCUGCUGGUGCUGACGCCGCCGGUGCUGAGCUCGGGCAUGUUCAUCAUGGUGGUGCGCAUGUUCUCUCUCAUGUGCUCCAACUGCCCCGGCCUCGCCGUGCAGCUCAUGAAGCAGAACAUUGCAGAGACCCUGCGCUUCCUGCUGUGCGGCGCGUCCAACGGGACCUGUCUGGAGCAGCAGAUCGACCUGGUGCCCCGGAGCCCUCAGGAGCUCUACGAGCUCACCUCACUCAUAUGUGAGCUGAUGCCCUGCCUGCCGAGAGAGGGCAUCUUUGCGGUGGACGCCAUGCUGAAGAAGGGCAGUGCCCAGACCACGGAGGGGGCCAUCUGGCAGUGGAGAGACGACCGCGGCCUGUGGCACCCCUACAACCGCAUCGACAGCCGCAUCAUAGAGACGGCUCAUCAGAACGGUGAGGAUGAGAUCAGCCUGACCACGCUGGGCCGUGUCUACACCAUCGACUUCAACUCUAUGCAGCAGAUCAACGAGGACACGGGCACCGCCCGCGGCAUCCAGAGGAAGCCCAACCCGCUAGCCAACCCCAACUCUGGCAGUCACCAGGAGGUGCGUCGGGAGGAUGCGCGUGCCCAGCUGAUGAAGGACGACCCCGAGCUGGCCAAGUGCUUCAUCAAGACACUGUUCGGCGUGCUCUACGAGGUGUACAGCUCCUCGGCCGGCCCCGCCGUCCGACACAAGUGCCUUAGAGCCAUCCUGCGCAUCAUCUACUUCGCCGACGCCGACCUGCUGCGCGACGUACUGCGCAACCACGCUGUGUCCAGCCACAUAGCCUCCAUGCUGUCGAGUCAGGACCUGAAGAUUGUAGUGGGCUCACUGCAGAUGGCAGAGAUCCUCAUGCAGAAGCUCCCAGAUGUCUUCAGCGUCUACUUCAGAAGAGAAGGAGUGAUGCACCAGGUGAAGACUCUUGCCGAGUCGGAGACGUUCCUCAGCAGCAACCCGGCCAGGGCCUGCUCCAGCACGCCGCCCAGCCUGUGCACCACCACCACCAUCACCACCACCACCACCAGCAGUGCCAGCAGCAACGCCCAGCAGCAGCCACCGCAGCAGCCACCUCAGCAGCCCCCCACCGACCUGGGCUCCCCCAGCUUCCAGCACAUGGACGACUCCCUGGACCUCAGCCCACAGGGAAGGUUGAGUGAUGUGCUUAAGAGGAAGAGACUCCCCAAGAGAGGCCCCAGGAGGCCCAAGUACUCCCCACCCAGAGACGACGACAAAGUUGACAAUCAGGCCAAGAGUCCUACCACCACCCAGUCUCCUAAGUCCUCGUUCCUGGCUAACCUGAACCCCAAGACGUGGGGCCCCAAGCUGGGCGUGCAGACCAACAACUCCAGUUCAGAGCCCUCGCGCACCGCUGGGGUCAGCGGCCUGGCACGACCCCCUGCCAAGGACUCUGUGUCCAACAACAGGGACAAGAUAAAGGCCUGGAUCAAGGAGCAAUCCUGCAAGUUUGUGGAGCGCUACUUCAACUCUGAGAACGUGGACAGCAGCAACCCUGCUCUGAAUGUACUACAGAGACUCUGCACUGCCACAGAGCAGCUUAACCUUCAAGUGGAUGAAGGUGUGGAGUGCCUUGUGGAGAUCUCCGGCAUCGUGUCGGAGUCGGACGUGUCGUCGUUUGAGAUCCAGCACAGCGGGUUGGUGAAGCAGCUGCUGCUCUACCUGACGUCCUGCACCGACCGCAACGCCGUCACGCGCGACCAGCGCAUCAAGCGCUUCCUGCACAUAUUCUGCGGAUGCCCGGUGUCAGGGCAGGAUGCGUCGGGCCGCCUGGACCCCAGCGAGAACCUGCCCCUGCUGGCGCUGGUGCACAAGAUGAACAACUGCCUCAGCCAGAUGGAGCAAUUCCCCGUCAAGGUGCACGACUUCCCCUCCGGAAACGGCAACGGCAGCAGAGGUUCCCAGGCUCUGAAGUUCUUCAACACACACCAGCUGAAGUGCCAGCUGCAGAGGCACCCAGACUGCACCAAUGUCAAACAGUGGAAGGGUGGACCCGUCAAAAUUGACCCCCUGGCCUUGGUACAGGCCAUCGAGAGAUAUCUCGUGGUCAGAGGCUACGGCCGAAUUAGGGAAGAGGAUGAAGACAGCGACGAUGAUGGAUCGGAUGAUGAAAUCGACGAGUCAUUGGCGGCGCAGUUCCUGAACUCGGGCAGCGUGCGCCACCGGCUGCAGUUCUACAUGGGCGAGACGCUGUUGCCGUACAACAUGACGGUGUACCAGGCGGUGCGGCAGUACAGCCUGCAGGCCGAGGAGGAGCGCGAGUCCACCGACGACGAGGCCAACCCUCUGGGCCGCGCCGGCAUCUGGACCAAGACGCACACCAUCUGGUAUAAGCCAGUGAGGGAAGACGAGGACGGCACAAAAGACGCAGUGGGAGGCAAGAGGGGCAGAGCACAGACAGCCCCCACCAAGACCUCCCCACGCAACGCCAAGAAGCAGGACGAGCUCUGGCACGAUGGCGUGUGUCCCAGCAUCACUAACCCCCUGGAGUGCUACCUCAUAUCGGACCCUCCGGAGACCAUUACCUUCGAUGACCCCUCGCUAGAGGUCAUCCUGCUGCUGCGUGUGCUCCACUCCAUCAGUCGAUACUGGUUCUACCUGUACGAAAAUGCUGUGUGUAAGGAGUUGAUGGCCACCACGGAGUUCAUCAACAGCAAGCUGACGGCCAAAGCCAACCGGCAGCUACAGGACCCGCUGGUCAUCAUGACCGGCAACAUCCCCACCUGGCUCAUUGAGCUGGGCAAGACCUGCCCGUUCUUCUUCCCCUUUGACACGCGGCAGAUGCUCUUCUACGUGACGGCGUUCGACAGGGACCGCGCCAUGCAACGCCUGCUCGACACCAACCCCGAAAUCAACCAAUCAGACUCGCAGGACAGCCGCGUGGCGCCACGCCUCGACAGGAAGAAGAGGACGAUAAACCGCGAUGAGCUGCUAAAGCAGGCAGAGUCUCUGAUGCAGGACCUGGGCAGUUCCAGAGCCAUGCUGGAAAUCCAGUAUGAGAACGAGGUGGGCACUGGCCUUGGUCCCACGUUGGAGUUCUACGCUCUGGUGUCUCAGGAGCUGCAGAGAGCAGACCUGGGCUUGUGGAGAGGAGAGGAGGUUACACUGAGCAACCCUAAAGGGAGUCAAGAGGGCACUAAGUACAUGUUCAGCUCCAGAGGGCUGUUUGCCGUGCCGUUUGGCCGCACCACCAAGCCGGCUCACAUAGCCAAGAUCAAGAUGAAGUUCCGCUUCCUGGGCAAGCUCAUGGCCAAAGCCAUCAUGGACUUCAGACUGCUGGACCUGCCGUUGGGCCUGCCAUUCUACAAGUGGAUGCUGCGGCACGAGGCGUCCAUCAGCUCCCAUGACCUGGUCAACAUCGACCCCAGCGUGGCCAAGUCAAUACAGCACCUGGAGGACAUCAUCCGCCAGAAGAAGAGGCUCGAGCAGGACCGCUCACACACGCGGGAGUCCCUUCAACAGGCCUUGGAGAGCCUGAACAUGAACGGCUGCUCGGUGGAGGACCUGGGCCUGGACUUCACGCUGCCCGGCUUCCCCAACAUCGAGCUCAAGAAGGGGGGCAAAGACCAGCCUGUCACCAUCCACAACCUGGAGGAAUACCUCAGGUUGGUGGUGUACUGGACUAUGAACGAGGGCGUGUCACGGCAAUUUGAGUCGUUCAGGGAAGGCUUCGAGUCAGUCUUUCCUCUACAUCACCUGCAGUACUUCUACCCAGAGGAGCUUGAUCAGCUGCUCUGUGGCAGCAAGUCGGAGACCUGGGAUGUCAAGACACUCAUGGAGUGCUGUCGGCCAGACCACGGAUACACACACGACAGCCGGGCGGUGCGGUUCCUGUUCGAGGUGCUCAGUAGCUUUGACGCAGAGCAGCAGAGACUCUUCCUGCAGUUUGUCACUGGAAGCCCCAGGCUGCCUGUCGGAGGAUUCCGGAGCUUGAACCCUCCGCUGACGAUCGUGCGCAAGACGUUUGAGUCGACGGAGAACCCGGACGACUUCCUGCCGUCGGUGAUGACGUGCGUGAACUACCUGAAGCUGCCCGACUACUCCAGCAUCACCAUCAUGCGCGAGAAACUCUUGAUUGCGGCCCGCGAGGGCCAGCAGUCCUUCCACCUCUCCUGAUGGAUCGGCUGGAUCGCACCUCCUCCUCCUCCUUCUCCUCCUCCGUGCCCCAGCCCCCCGCCCCUCCCUUCUCUCUUCCUUCGACUCGCUCCCUCGAUCCCUCACCUGUCCUCUUUGCCACCCACCCAGGCCCCCAUUUCGUCUCGUUCAGAAUGCCUUCUUAUCCCCCACCCCUCCAGCUCACUGAUCAUGACUUCCGCCUAGGAACUUUUGUCAUCCAACAGACUUUUGCAUUUUUUUUCUUUUUUGGUUACAUUUCUGUUUUUCUUUCUUUGAGUUUUGGUCCUGCUUAUUAUUUUUUUUUCUUUUGGUCUGGCCCUCUUGGAAGGGGCUGCCCAGCAUGCCCUUCCAAAAAAAAAAGUCCCCCACCUGAAAAAAACAAACCCCGAAACCACAUGAAAGAAAACCACGAGGAAAAAAAGUACUGCAAACACUUAAAACUUGCAGAUAACAAGAGGGAGAUGAGAGGGAAGAAACAAAAACACAGAGAUGGAAAAACCAGAGACUUAAAACUGCACUUCUCCCUCUCUUAUCUCUCUCUCUCUCUCACUCUCUCUUUGUCUUUCAUCCUCUCACCCCCUUUCUCUCCCCCUCCCAGUGUACACAACCUAUGACCCUUACAAAAAAGAAAAAAAAAGGACAAAAAAAUGUUUAAAAAAUAUCAGUAGUUGAGUAAUGUGUUAAACUUACUAAGAUCGAGGGGUUUCGGGGGGGAUGAGACAUACCUGGCUGACAUUAUAAACUUGCACCGCUGUGUCAUAUUCAGAAGAAACAACGAAAAAAAUGAGUGGGGGAAAAAAGAAAAAGGGAUUUUUAUCUCUCCUGACACUCUGGCAUGGUGACGCCAUCACUGUGUGUGCGUGUGUGUGUGUGUGUAUAUGCGUGUGUGAGCUGUGUGUGUAUGUGUGCUUGGAGGGGUGGGUGGUGGUUGUGAAAGGGAGGGGUUCUCUCAUUUAAGCAGGCUAGGUUCACUUAGAGCUCCAAAGAUCAUUUGUACAGACAAGGUAAAAGAUGACAAAAAGAAGAAAAAAAAAGUUGCAGAUUCUGCUCAACACACAUUUGAAUAGGGUUAGCAAUGUGUGUGUGUUCUUUCUUUCUCUUUCUCUUGCACUCUUUCCUUUACUCCUCUCUUUCUCUUUCUCCCCAUCUCCAUAUCCCCCAAUCCUAGUCUCUCGGUCUCCUGUGAUGGAGCCUUGUCCCCACCUCCACAACACACACACACACGCCCCUUUUUCAUCCUGUGUGUUUUGCUUCCCCCCCUAGUUCAGCUUCAGUUUAUUGUAAUUAUAAUAAUUAUUAUUAUUUUCUCUUUCUCCAUCUCUGUGUGUUGAAUUUUUUUUUUUUUCCAUUAUUAACUGUUUCCGGCAGAUUUCCUGAAGAUGUGUGUGCGAGUUGCAGUUUGGUUGAAUGCGAGUAGUGACAUUUAAAGAAAAAAAAAGAAGCAUAGUGUCUAUCACUAUUAUUAUAAUUAUUAUUAUUGUUGUUAUUUGAUUGUUUUUGUUUUUCUUUUUUUUUUCUACCCGAAUUGAAAUGAUGUUCUGGCCUACAGUUACACCACCGACCCCCCAUCCUCCUCUUCCUCCAGCAUCUUCCUUGCGGUUCUUCCCUCCAAGGAUGGAGGGAUGAGACUUUAGGCGGAGAGGAAGAGGAGGAGAAGGGUGUUGAGGUUCCUUUGGCACAUGCAUAGUUAGAGUAGCAUGCGCUUGCUGGAAACAUUUUGGGGACUUUAAACAAGUUAAUAAAGUUAUAACCACAGAUUUGCUCUCACACACGUAAAGUGUGUGUCCAAUGCCGUCUGUGUUGAAAGACUUUCGGGCUCUGCACCGGAUUUGCCCGUGCUGUCAAGUCCCCUUCCUCACAAAUCCCCCGUUCUUUAAAAAGCAGCGCACAUGAACACGGGAAGAGAUAUGGACAGAUGAAAAAAAAAGGAGGCUGGUCUCAGUUUUGUUUGUGUUGUGGCCAGAUAGCAUUUCAGAAAACAAUGAAAAUGAAACGAGAAUUAAAAAGGAAAAGAGAAAAAAAAAGUUAACAGAAUAAAGUUUAUAUGCAGAUUUUCUGCCCUGGUUCGUGGCAUGUUAUAUCUGCUAUACAUUUUUUUAAUUUGAAAUUUUCUAUUUUUUCCUGUUUUUGUUUUCAUUUGUUUUUUGUCCUUUUCAUCUUUUUCUUUUCUUGCUGUAGUAUUUUUUUCUUUUGCACUGCUGGCUUGGAACAAACCGUGGUGUGCACUGCAGUCAGUGGCCAGGAGAUGGCAGCAGAGCGCACCUCUCCUGUUGCCCCAUCGUUCAUGUGCUGGUUUUUAAGAUCUGCAAUAAUUUACUGCAUCAGGUUCGUGUUUUUACCUGAACUUAAAUAAAGUAACUGUUUGACUCA
Molecule: messenger RNA, 9616 nt
Organism: Engraulis encrasicolus (European anchovy)
Lineage: Eukaryota; Metazoa; Chordata; Actinopteri; Clupeiformes; Engraulidae
Gene: trip12
Product: thyroid hormone receptor interactor 12
Exons: 43
Coding region: 566-7246 (2226 amino acids)
Biological process (GO): DNA damage response; proteasome-mediated ubiquitin-dependent protein catabolic process; protein polyubiquitination
Cellular component (GO): nuclear speck
Molecular function (GO): ubiquitin protein ligase activity; zinc ion binding
Source: RefSeq, a predicted model, not a curated record